UCAUCAAUAAACUACUGGUGCGCUAUCCGUCCUUAUCUAUUAUUUUUAGACUAUUAAUACUCUAUCUGAGUAUUCAGUGUAUAGUAUAUGAGAGACAGAAAUUGUCGGAUAAUUGUCACUCACUCUAUACUCUGUGUGGAGUGGCAUAUAUCAAGUUGGGAACUGUAUGUUCUUAAAUAGUAUACCAAUAUAUAUGUGCUGUUAAUAUAGUGGCAGUCAUUGGGAAUUGGGGUUAAGGUUUCGCCAGCGAGAGAGAGCACCGGCUGUUCAUGCGAUUCACACUCACCACUGCCUUAACCGCCACUCAAUAUAUCUGAAGUGAUAUUCAAUAGGAAUUGUCGAAUAGAAAAUCGACUCCAAAAUCAUAAUCAAAAAGUUGUUUUCAAUUCAUUCAUAACGCGAUUCUCACGCAUAACUGUCAAAACGUCAGUCAAUACAUGAAUAUAUAAUAAGUUUUUAAAUAAUAAUUGAAACAAAAGUAAUAAAAACUUGUAUGCGGUGUACGUGAGGGUGAGUGGUCAGUGUGCGCACCGGGACCCGCGGCAUACCAACCCCUAUCGUCAUCUCCCGUAAUAAUAAUGACUUUAUGCCCGAAACCACACGAGGGGUAUGGCUUUCAGACGCCCCGCGCGCCCAGAGUUAAUACUCGCGCUCAUAAUUAUCAGCUAUUCAUAUGUGGUGCUGAACACGAAUCAGCGGCCGCCUGGUUAGCCGCGGCCACCAACGCCUGUGCCAACACUGGGCCGGGAGGCAAGAAACUCGAGGAACGGCAGCCGCAGACCGUACAGCCCCUGGGCUACAAAAACGACCGGCGCAUACGGCGCACCUCCAUAUUACGGCAAUGCCCGCCCAACAUGUACGCAGAGCUCGACCCGUCGGCGCCCACAUCGCCCACCGAGAAGAAGAACGUUCGGUUCGCCGACUCCAUGGGCGGCCAACUCGAGUCAAUCAAGUACUUCGCUAUAUCGCCGCAACCGGUACGCCGGCGCCACUCGACCAUAGCAGCGCCCACCUUCCUGUACAACCAGCUCUACAAUAAGGCGCCGGUUGUCGAGGACUACGCCAACGGACGCAAGUGUUCGCUAAUACCGGCCAACUUUGGCAACCCCUCCCUCCGGGCGGACUUCAACGCCCGAGUGGAACGCCUAUCCGUGUCGUUGCACUCGGUGUCCACCGCCGACACGACGAUCUACGGCAUUAUAGCCGUACGCAACCACUCGUUCAUUAAGCGGGUGUACGUACGCUAUACGCGCAACGACUGGCGCACGUACGUGGAGGUGGUGGCCAACUAUAUGCUGGGCUCCCACGAGGGUCACGCCGACAAGUUCUCGUUUGCCAUCUACUCAAAGCCCCAGGAGUUUGUGGCGGCCCUGCGAGCACCGGCCACACCCACGGCACCGGUACCUCCGUUUCACCCGCGCCUCUACUUCGCCGUACGCUAUCAGACGGGCGAUGGGCGCGAGUUUUGGGACAAUAACGACGGCGCCAACUAUUGCCUCAACUUUUUGGUCACCGACUAUGUGUGUAAUCUGAAUACGAGACCCGGGGCCUAAUUGUUUGCUCACUAAUUACUUCCCAUAUAUCGCACGGCCUACUCUUACCGGCGACUUAAUGGCGAUUACUUUGAUAUGUUAUAUAAAGGUGUGAUUUUUUAGGGGGUUUUCAAAAUCCAUGACAUUAUAUCUAUAUAACCUCGAAAACCACUGGUUUAAAAAAUAGUGUAACUAUGUGUGGGGUAGUUGUGUUAAUUUACCCUGUAUCCUUGCCUUGUAUUUAACACAAACUAUAGUCAAACCUCCUGCCCCUUCACAUAUACACAAAUCCCUACUAUUAGCACUAAAUUUGUUAAACUACACUUAAAAUAUAUAUUAUAUAGAUUAUGGGGUCUUAAAUAAAUAAAGAGGUUAUACACCUUCACACCCGUCCCACCUUUGGCCCCAAUUUUCGUAACUAUUUUAAACCCCAUUAAUGUUUUAAGAUUUUUACCCUAUACCUAUUUAGUGCUAAACACUUAAGUUAUUGAAUCUUUUUAUUUUAUAUUUUUCAAAACCCUAAUUGUUUUCAAAACACUAC
Molecule: messenger RNA, 2073 nt
Organism: Oppiella nova
Lineage: Eukaryota; Metazoa; Arthropoda; Arachnida; Sarcoptiformes; Oppiidae
Source: the annotation of a GenBank genome assembly